Messenger RNA from Aplysia californica (California sea hare), 820 nucleotides. RefSeq lists its product as uncharacterized. Lineage: Eukaryota; Metazoa; Mollusca; Gastropoda; Aplysiida; Aplysiidae. The record is from RefSeq and is a predicted model, not a curated record.
GCGAAAAGCACGCUUUGUCGUCUGCUGGCUAAAAAAAUGUCAAGCCUUUCUCUUCGUCAUAACAUCACACCGCCGAGACAACAGGGAAGGGAGAGAGGAGAAGGCGUAGAUCUACCACAAUGUAACUGUUGUUGUUUGGUCUGCUUUGUGAACGUUGUGCGAACUACAAUGGCGGGCCCUGGCGAGCGAGAAGUGGCGCAGUUGUUGUUUUGGCUGAAAACUGGCGGAGAUUUGAGUAUAAAAACUUGGGGUCGUCACCAAAUGAGGAGUUUCGUGUGUGCUGAGUUAAGUAGAUCUGAUCUAUCUUUGCUCAUUUUGGUGGUGUGCUUGUUCUUUUCGUUUCUUAUUUCCUCGGCAAUAUGCGAGUCUACUUUGUACUAGCCGCCAUCGAGGAGAGCGGAAAUGACGUGCUGGGAUGUCUGUCAGAAGUCAAACUGACUUCCUGCCAAGGGGAAAUGGCGGACUACUUUUUCUACAUGGGCGUGGUGAAGAAGUUCGCCCCUCCUUCUGAACAAUUGUCGCAAAACACCAUGGAGACUCUCUUGUGCAGUGCGACGGCCCAGAGGCGUCAGUGUGAGGUCCAGGCACUGCGCGCGUGCAGCCCGGCCCUGGGUGACGUCAUGGGCCAGUUCUACACACAGACCAAGCCCGACGCCUGUGUGAGGAGAGAACGCCAGGAGGCGCUAAAGGCGGCGGCCGCCGGGGACGCCAAGGUCAAGGACGCCGAGUGAUGACGUCAUGGGAUCACGUGACCUCUUUACUCGACGCCGCCGGGUUGGGAGAAAGGAUGAGGGUCGAGACGUCUGUCCCCGCGGUUUUA